Setaria italica (foxtail millet) is the source of this 2230-nucleotide messenger RNA. RefSeq lists its product as uncharacterized. Bases 1 to 2019 code for a protein of 672 amino acids. The record is from RefSeq and is a predicted model, not a curated record. NCBI's taxonomy places the organism in Eukaryota, Viridiplantae, Streptophyta, Magnoliopsida, Poales, Poaceae. The transcript is spliced from 7 exons.
AUGGUCGAAGGCGCUGCGCGGCGCGGGGAAAAGUCUACACGGUUCGACAUGUCACUGCUAGCAGCUUUGCUAGACCGGUGGCUGUCAGAGACGCACACCUUCCACCUCCCAGUGGGUGAGAUGGCCCCCACACUUGAGGAUGUCUCCCUGCUACUUGGCCUUUCUUGUGCUAUGGGUGUCGUUGCCGCGAUGGACGUCCCACCUAGCUGGCGUGACGAGCUGUUGGGCCGGUUUGCGGACAUUCAGCACAAAGAUGGUGCCCCGUUGUAUCACACCUUUAGCUCCACACACGAGCCCAUGAAGGCGUGGCUCUUGCAGUUCAAUGCUGACUACACGAGGGACGACGCCACAGUAUCGCGACACUUGGAGGUGUACCUACUGUGGUUCUUCGGGUGGAUCAUGUUGUGCACGUCGCAGGGGAACUCAGUGCCUAAGAACCUACUUCCUUACGCGAGGGCCAUUGCGAAGGCCCCGCUCGACGACUUGUGGUUAUACGAGCAGUUCCCGAUCGAGCGGCCACGGAUUGACAUGUCCCCCUAUCAGGAGCUGCCUUUGGACCACGAUGACGUCGACAGGCCCAUGAUGGGGUCGUUGUGGUGCUUGAGGAAGGGAUCGUGGGUUGGAGUGCAGACGAAGAAGUCAUACCCGGAUUUCGCGAGUCAGUUCGACACUCUUGUCGACAUCGACGUGAGGUGGAGACCCUACACCAUCGAGGAGGUGCAGGCUUGUGCCCCACACGGCCUCUCUUUGUUGUGCCAUCGGGACAUGGAGUGCUGGAGGACGACGAGGCCACUUGUCUACGACAUCCACGUCGAGAACUACGCUGUUCACCGUGUCAUGAGGAAGUUCAGCCUGUACCAGCAGUCCCCACUUCUUGUUACGUCUGUUGUCCCGGCGGCUAUUCACAGGCCACCGCAUGCUCCCAUGGAUCCCGAUUCUGCCGCCGCCUCGUCGGCCCCUACGUGGCGCCGCGCGGUGAGGCGUCGCGCGCUGGAGGGGGCACAGGAGCCGGAGCUUGGCCGGAGGGCGGAGGAGCUGGAGGAGGCGGUGGGGCGGCUGAGGGCGGAGAAGGAGGCCGCGGAGCGCGCCGCGGCGGCGCUGCGGGCGGAGCUGGACGCGGAGCGCGGGGCCGCGGAGACCGCGGUGAGCGAGGCGAUGCUGAUGAUCGCGCGGCUGCAGAGUGAGAAGGCGGUGGCGCUGAUCGAGGCCCGCGAGUUCCGCCGCCUCGCCGAGGGCCGCGCCGGCCGCGACCGCGAGCUGCAGGACGAUCUCGCGGCGGUCUCCGCGCUCGCCGCGUCGUACGCCGCCCUCCUCCGCGCCCACGGCGUCGACCCCGAGGAUGAAGAGGACGGCGGUAAUUACGAUGAUGAGGAGGAGCAUUCCGUCGAACACCUCGAGGCGGAGGCGGAGGCGGACGGAGAGAGCCGAGACAGCGACGUGGAGACCAAGUGCGCGGUGGUCGAGAUCGAGAAGGCGUCGCCCUCGCCCCCACCGCCUACGGCCGAGAAGGAGUUCGAGUACACGAUGGACGUGAGAUGCACCGCCACGACGAACGCCGUUGUGACGGCGGCGGGGGAGGAGCGUGCCGUCGAUAUCGCGGGGGGUCUCGGUCUCUACGCGAGGGUGGAGGCGCUGGAGGCCGACAGAGCGGCGGUGCGGCGGGAGGUGGCUGCGCUGCGAUCAGAGCGCGCGCAUGUGGUGCUGGCGCGGCGGCUGUGGCUGAAGGCGGCCUCGGCGAGGUCAGUCGCCAUGGCAGCGGAGAGGCCGCGCUUCUCGGUGCUCGCCAUUUGCAAGUGGUUCUUCUCCACAAUCUUAUGGGGAACGAAACGUUCUGCAUCUGCAUCUGCAGCCAGCUCGUCGUCGACUGCGUUCCUCUUCGGCCAGCUUCUACUCCUGGAGAGAUUCAAGGGCGAUCACCGGAUUCGGAGCAGUCGGUCUCCAUCACCCCACAACCAAAUGCCUGCAAACGGAGACACCGGGCUCGCCUGUUGCGAGCGGCCAUGGUGUUCCCCGUUGUGAUGACUGCUUCAGCUUUUAGUAUCUGGUUUCGAAUCCUAAGUUUAGGCCUAUUUGGAACGCAAGAAUUUCAUAGUAUGUUGUUCAGUCAGUAAUCCGAGAAAAUUCCCGUGUUUUAAACAGGGCCUUAAGCCUAACGCGUAUGUGUAGUUCAAUUCGUGUAUAGCUCUUGUAAAAUAGAGGGUUAACUCAAACAUCCUGCACGUAACGUAAU